Molecule: messenger RNA, 1142 nt
Organism: Cuscuta epithymum
Lineage: Eukaryota; Viridiplantae; Streptophyta; Magnoliopsida; Solanales; Convolvulaceae
Source: the annotation of a GenBank genome assembly
CUCACACUAAAAUAUCCACUCGAGAUCUUUUGACUUACGUAUUAGACCUAAAGUUCGAAGGAAUAAACCUGAACAGACUCUUAUACAGCAAACUUAUAAAGGUAGCGGCCCAUUUUGAGUUUGUUAAAAGUGUUGUGAGUUAGUUGAAUCCUCGCAACAAUUUCAAAUGCAGCGUAUAUGUUUUGAAAAAACGCGCCACUAUACAUACUUGAAUUUCUCUCUUCAUUUCGAAUUACAGAGCAGCACUCUCCAGCAAAUAGAUCGAAGACCACUAGCUUAAGGAAUAUGAGAAAGAGAUCGGCGACAACGAGGAAGCCUAUGGCGGAGGACCUUCUGAAGACUCCGCCGACUGCGGCAGCGAAGAGCCCUAACCGUUCCUCCAGCGAGUCUCCGAUGCCAUUUGAGUUCAAGUUCAGUGCGUUCAAUGCUACUACUCUGACGCCACCGUCAUCUUCGAAGGAGAGACGAGCAGGAAAGAGCUCUAAGCCGAUUCGGACCUCUAAGUCUCCGAUGUCUGUAGAGAAGUGCAAGACUAUAGACGAUCUUAAGGACUUCGCGACCUCUGGACUGAAUUCCAUCAAGCAGCAGCUCGAUUCCUCGCACUCCGAGAUCAUGAAGGACAUUGAGACCACUCAUUCUCGCAUUCAUAAGCGGAUCAAGGUCCAAACACAAGCUUGUCAGCAAAAAGCAGACGAAGCAGAGAGGGAGCAUAAGAAAAUGUCUGAGAGAAUCAAAGAAGGUCGGGAGGGAAUGCAAGAGUCAUACAGUGAGUUCAUGGCAGAAGUGCAGGCUAACUCAUCUCGCUUCUGCAAAUCGUCAAUCCCUGAGCUUUUGCAGUCAGUGGAGAAAGCCAUAAACUCACUCAAGAGUCGCUACGGCAUCUCCCCAUCAACUUUUGCUUGCUAAGAUUGCUGGAAUUUGGAAAUUCAGGCUUUUGUAUUGCUUAAUUGCAAUGUGCUACUCCAGAAACUUCAUACUUGUAUAUCAGUAAAAAACUCUUGUGUAAGUGUGUUAAUUAUCCUACUGUGGGUGCUGGUGUAUCCCAUUGUGCGUGAGGUAUUAAGUAUUCCAACUUAAAUGACCCAUUGAAGAACUAUUUUCCUACAUAAGGAAUAUAUGAUAGAGGUGUUCAUGAACUAUUU